CCCAAGAGACAUACUUUCAAUAGGCAAGCCCCUUUUUUCAAUCACGUCGGUAUGGAAGGUCUACUUUAACUGAUACCUACCUUUGGUCAAGUUGAUACGCAUACCUAGGUAUCCAAGGAUUCAUAAAGUUGACCUAACUUCUGGCAUUGUUGAAUUGAUAUCUCGGAAUGGCCAAACCACCACAACCAAGGUUUCCAAUAACCAACGCCUUCAAAGUACGUAAAAAGACGUGAAACUUUUAACAAACCUCGAGCCCCUUGGAAUUGACUCUAGGGGAGUUAAAGUGCAAUGAUAUCAAAAGUUAAACCUAUUUCCGAGGGGAUCAUUCAAAAUGUCAUUAUCCUAUGACAUGGCGGAUUCGAAUAUUUUAAUGCUGCCACAUUCGAAGGCAGCCUCGAGAGGUGAACCCCCCAAGAACAUGUUCCCUCUACUGGAAUUACCGGCCGAGAUGGUCCUAGCCGUCUCAGAUCACCUCCCCGACGGAGACAAGAUUUGCCUCGCCCUAACCUGCAAGGAUCUGUUCUUCCUUUUGGGGGUUAAGAGCAAGAAGCAGCUGAAGCCAUCCACCAUGGAGGAACUCUCUUGCCGCCUAGAAAAAGACAUACCCUGGGUGUGCUAUUGUCAUUUUUGCAAAGCACUUGUCAGAUUUUACAAAGACGGUACGGGAUCAAAUCAUAUUAAUCCCACUACACACCUGCAUAGUGUGGAGAGAGACUUAUUUUUAUACCAUUCUAUUCUACAUUCGAUACAUUUCCCUGGCUCGACCUUUACACUGCCUUAUUUCAGAGCAAGGCUCGUGACGAACUACCAAAUUCUUGGCCCGCAGCACGGGAUACCCCCAGCGCAUUUAUCCUACCAGCAACCAGAUGCUCUGUUCUCAUCUACCCGACACCCAGACGAUGCAUCCUUGCACUAUCAGUUCUCCUUUAAAAAUGAUCUCUUGACAUUUUUUUCCCUCGCGGACCUGCAGAUAGCGCCCCAGAUAUGCCACAAAGAAUCAUGGGCAGCUAAAAUGGUGGGAGAUGAGCUCUUCCUAUCCGCCACACGCAGCUGGGUGCAUUCAGGAGCAGAUAACGGAGCCCUGCAAAGUUACCUCCUGCACAGUUACCUCAAGGUCUGUAUGCACACAAUGAUUUGGGAAGUAUUUUCGGAUGUCAUCAACGUACACUCUACCGGCUCAAGAUCGGUAGAUAUCUCGGGCCUUCACAUCACAGGGUGGUGCAAAAAUUGCCUGACCGACUGGGAUACUUCUGUAGAGUGGAUUAGUCCUGCUCAUGGGUUGAUGAUCACAUUUACAACAUAUCAUAACCUUGGGAGUUGUCGUUCACCCUUUCAUUGGAAAUGGCGGGCAAUGUGUGAAGGAUGGAGAUAUACAGAGAACCGAGAUAAGCCUAGUGGUGCUGUGAAGAGUGGGUGGCUUGAUACCAAGGGGACUUAGAGGGUUAUCUCCGAUAAUCCCCGGGUUGGUAGACCUAUCUCUUACAAGAUCUUCGUGACUACCACGAGGCCGACCCAGCAUACGAGGAAGCGAUGGUGUUAUUACGUGAGGAGUUUGAAAUUAUUCGCGCACGAGGUGCGACAUACAUACGGGAACAGCUCCUUAAGAAAAGAAAUGAGAGAGGGAAAGUGGCCUAUGUAUUGACUACCCCGGUAGUAUGAACCCAGCGUUUCUUGUUUGUAGAGCUCCUUUAGGUGAGGGCACACUAAGGGAAAUAUCAACUAACUGCUCAUGCAAUCUGAAUUAAAGAAUUGUUAUUAUCAAUGAUGAGGUUGAGCGUGUCUAGGGUUCAUGUGUAAGAAGCUGUGA
Annulohypoxylon truncatum is the source of this 1807-nucleotide messenger RNA. RefSeq lists its product as uncharacterized. NCBI's taxonomy places the organism in Eukaryota, Fungi, Ascomycota, Sordariomycetes, Xylariales, Hypoxylaceae. The record is from RefSeq and is a predicted model, not a curated record. The coding region runs from base 332 to 1438 and encodes 368 amino acids. The transcript has 2 exons.